AUCAGAUCUACGCAAAACUUUGAAAGACGACAGCGUUUAAUAAUCUCCUUCUCUUGUCUUGCUUCCUUGUGAAUCAAAAACCAGCGAUCAAAAGUCUUCUUCUUGUGAAUCUGUGAUCUCAAAAGCUCCUUUAACCAUGGCGACUUUUGAUGAUGGAGAUUUCCCAGCUCAAACCCAUUCUCCGUCUGAACACGAAGACUUUGGUGGCUACGAUAAUUUCUCCGAAGCACAGCAACCUCCGACUCAACAUCAAUCCGGUGGAUUCUCUUCUUUCAAUGGAGAUCCUGCUUCCCCAAAUGGAUAUGGAUUUGGUGCUUCUUCACCUAACCAUGACUUUUCCUCGCCUUUUGAAUCUUCCGUUAACGAUGCUAACGGAAACGGCGGCGGCAGCGGUGGUGAUGCGAUCUUCGCUUCCGAUGGUCCGAUUCUUCCAGAUCCAAAUGAGAUGAGAGAGGAGGGUUUCCAACGCCGUGAGUGGCGCCGUUUGAACACCAUUCACCUUGAGGAGAAGGAAAAGAAAGAGAAGGAGAUGCGGAAUCAGAUCAUAACUGAAGCAGAAGAUUUCAAGAAAGCCUUCUAUGAGAAAAGAGACAAGACCAUUGAGACCAACAAGACUGAUAACCGUGAAAAGGAGAAGCUAUACUGGGCUAACCAAGAGAAGUUCCACAAAGAAGUUGACAAGCAUUACUGGAAAGCAAUUGCAGAGCUAAUCCCUCGUGAGGUUCCCAACAUUGAGAAAAAGAGAGGGAAAAAGGAUCCGGACAAGAAACCAUCAGUGAAUGUUAUUCAGGGUCCUAAACCUGGGAAGCCAACUGAUCUAGGGAGAAUGAGGCAGAUAUUCUUGAAGCUCAAGACAAAUCCCCCACCUCACAUGAUGCCGCCUCCUCCUCCAGCCAAAGAUGCCAAAGAUGGGAAGGAUGCGAAAGAUGGCAAAGAUGCAAAAACUGGGAAAGAUGGGAAGGAUGCAAAAGGAGGGAAAGACGCUAAGGACUUAAAAGAUGGGAAACCUGCAGAUCCAAAGGUGACAGAGGAAAAACGUCCUUCACCUGCCAAAGACGCAAGUGUUGAAACAGCGAAACCUGAUGCUGCUGCCUCGGGAGAGGGAGAGAAACCUGUAGCUGUGACUGAGGCCGAGGGAACCAAGGCGGAGUGAAGGGUCUUUAGUAUUACUGUUGGGGGAUUAUUUGAUAUUGAUGAAGUCACAAUAGCUGCGGGCGAAAAUAAGAAGAGGUAAGUUAUGUGCACAUAGAAGCUCUUAUGGGCGCUGUCUGUGAGCACAACAUUUCCUCUUCUGGGGAGAGAAUUUUAGUCCUUUUGUUUUUGGUUAUUAUUUUUUAUUACCAUUAUAUUUGUUCUGCAAAAUUUGGUUAUUGUCUUGGAUGAUGUUCACCUUAAAUCAUUUUGGUUCCACGUAUUUUACAUUUAUAAGACUUGAGAGAAGUAAAGGUUUGUUGGAUGAAUCAUUUGAUUGUAUUGUGUGAUGUGGGCAUGAGGUAGUUGAGGAGUGUCAUGGCAUGUGAACUAUCUUUCUUUACAUUAUUUUCGUAGUGACUUGAUAAUGGGGCACGUGGUGGUCAGGUCCAGUUGUUUCGUCUCUUUCCAGGCAAGCAAUGUAUGUAUAAUGUAUGUAGGAACAUGUAAGAAAGUGAAUGAUAAACACAUUAAUUUUAAGGUAUAUUAUU
Molecule: messenger RNA, 1682 nt
Organism: Arabidopsis thaliana (thale cress)
Lineage: Eukaryota; Viridiplantae; Streptophyta; Magnoliopsida; Brassicales; Brassicaceae
Product: Clathrin light chain protein
Exons: 3
Coding region: 137-1153 (338 amino acids)
Biological process (GO): intracellular protein transport; vesicle-mediated transport
Cellular component (GO): clathrin coat of coated pit; membrane; cytoplasmic vesicle membrane
Molecular function (GO): structural molecule activity
Source: RefSeq, marked reviewed